AUGAGAGAUUGUAGGGUUUUAGUACUACUUUCAGUUUCGCAACGGGGUUCUAGCAUAAUGGCUUCCGCGGUGAGGGUCGCUUCAAGAUCCUUGGUUAAUCGAUCUAGAAGCUUCGUCCAGAGCUCAACGACGCCGUUUGUCUUCUCUCCGUCUUCCUUAGCACGCAUUCCUCGUGCUUCAAGGGUUUUAUCGGUUGUGAGAAACGUUGAGUCGUUGAUGCCUCUACACAGUGCUAUCGCGAAUGCUAGGCUCACGUCCAACAUCGCCUUCGAUUCCACCUGCUGGAGCUCGCUUUCUCGAGACUUUGCAGUUCCUCGGUGA
Molecule: messenger RNA, 321 nt
Organism: Sphenostylis stenocarpa
Lineage: Eukaryota; Viridiplantae; Streptophyta; Magnoliopsida; Fabales; Fabaceae
Source: the annotation of a GenBank genome assembly